AUGUCAUCAUCGACGUCCCUAGUAAGCAAUCCUCAAAGCGCCAUGUCUUCAGUGCUGCUUACAUACCCCCCCAAAACACCCUCUACCGUAUACGAACUUCACUUUGAAACUUUACAAGAGGUACUGUGUGAUCCUAAUUUGGAUGGUUUCUAUAUUUUGGGCGACUAUAAUCUCCCAGAUGUAACUUGGACACGAGGAACCACAGACGCCUUACAUGGUAGUGGAGUAGGCUCAUCCGUUACCUUUAACCUAUUAUGUAAUUUAAUCUCAUUUCUAGAUGCCGCACAAUACAACUACGUAGUGAAUACCAAAAAUAAAAUACUUGAUUUAUGCAUAUCAAACCGCUCGUGUAAGAUAUCGGCCGCUUUAAGUCCCCUACUUCCUGUUGACGCAUAUCAUCCACCCUUUGUUUGUGAUAUAGCUCUCAAUGCUGAUAUUGUUCCAAUGAAAAAGCGGACGCUUCAAAGGUACAAUUUUUAUAAGUCCGACUACACGCACAUCAACCGCAAAUUAGAGUCCACUGACUGGGAUGAAAUACUUACUCCACUGGGAUCUGAAGAAUCACUUAGCGCAUUUUACGGAAUCAUUGACGAAAUUAUCAAACAACACACGCCAUUUGUUGGCUCCAGAACCUCUGCUUUUCCUGUCUGGUUUUCGAAAUCUCUAAUUAGCACAUUUAGAAAAAAACGUAAAUCUUGGGUGAAAUGGAAGAAAUAUAACAACAUAUCAGACUAUGAGAUAUUUUCCCAGUAUAGAAAGCUAUUUAAGGAUGUGUGCAAUAAAUGUUUUUCUAAAUAUAUUGGAUCGGUCGAGGAUAGCAUACGCAAAAAUAUUAAUGAUUUCUGGAUAUACAUCUCUAAUCGUCGUGACAAACCUGGAAUACCAGCUAAGGUUGAAUAUAAUGAUGAUGUUUCAAGUGAUCCACAAACAAUAUGCAACAUGUUUUCUGAAUUCUUCUCUUCCGUUUACGAACCGCCCUCACCUACACUAUCGCAGUGGAGACCACCUGCCGAUUCAGCAUCCCAUGACACUACUAUUACUAAUCUUCAUUUUGAAGUAGAAAAGAGUCGAUAUGCAGUGUACAAUGUGCCUCAACCGUUUGAUUCCCUAUGUACAGAAAUAACUGAGGCAAGAAAUCGCAAACUUGAAGACGAAAAGGCUACUUGA
This is a messenger RNA of Parnassius apollo (apollo), 1167 nucleotides long. Lineage: Eukaryota; Metazoa; Arthropoda; Insecta; Lepidoptera; Papilionidae. The record is from the annotation of a GenBank genome assembly.